CUCCAUGUUCUGUCUCUUUGUCUUCCUCUUAUCUUUUUAAUCAAAUUUUCAUUUUCGUAUUCAAAAAAUCAUUGUCAUCAAAUGGUGUUUAACCUGUUUCGAUGCUCUUGCUCUUCUUCCCCAGAAGGAUUCAAGAAAUAAAUUUUAAAAACAGAGAGCAUUAAAACAAAUUAUUUAAGAAAGAUCCGAUUUUAUAGGAUUUGUGUUUUUAUUUUUGUUUUUUUUGGGAUUUGGUUGUUAAUGGAAAUGGCGUCCUCUGAGGUAGAAUUGUCGUCACGCCGAACUUUUAACUGCGUCUUGAGUCGCCCUCACGAGAGAUGCACCCGAGGAGGAGACAACAACAAUAAUAAGAACAACAAGAAGAACAUUAACAAUAACAAUAACAACAAUGUCAGAAACAUACACGUCGCCUACGAGAAGAAUCUCAAUGUUUUUGUCAGAGAUCAUCUCGAUAACUGUAGCUCUGGUGAUUGUGAUGUUGUUGAUGAUUCCACCAAAGCCGUUCCGGAAUGUUCUUCCAACAAAUCCUCUGUUUCGGAUCAUCGGACCACGAAAACAGAGGAAUCUCGUCACGAUGUCCCUUCAUCGUCUUCUUCUCUAGGAUCCGACACGAAUUUGUAUUCGGGUCAACCCGAGAACCCGUCAAGAAACGAGACCAUGGCUGCGUCUUCUCUGGUUCAGAUAUGGGAGGCCAGGACAACGCAGCAUCCACCAAGCUUGAACCAAUCCCUUAUCGAUAGCAGAACGAGUUCUUUGGGAUCAAACGCGUUAGAUAAUUCUGAUUCUCUCAACGACGAGUCCGUUAAAGAAUCUGAAUUGAUUCAGCCGAUUGAAGAAGGUAACAAUGAGGAGGAGGAGGAGGAAGAGAUUGGUGAAUGUGUAUCACAUUUUAUCCUUCCACCUCCAGAUUCUGGAGAGAAAGAUAGAGAAGGUGUCAGAGUUAUGGAUAUUAUUCGGAAACUAAGCAAUGACUCAGAAACAAUGACGAAUAACGACAAUGGCAACGACAAUAGUAAAGAAGUUCAGACAACAGAAGCUAGAUGUUUUCCUCAGGUUUCUUGUUCCCCAAGAAUAAGAGGAAGACAAGCAUUGGCUGAUUUAUUGGUGCAGAUGAUGCGUGAUCGAGAAAAGGAGCUGGCUGUUUUAUCAGAACGCCAUUGUGUUUCAAAGUUCACACAUCGUGGCCGGAUUCAGUCGACGCUUAGGAUUCGAUGUUUAGAAAGGUGCAUUGCAAUUCAAGAUAGACACCGAUGUAAAUCAUCUUCUGGAGGAUCUGAUUUAAACCGGUCGCCUCGAGGUUCUGGUGUGAUGCAUCUUCUCAGGGAGAAAUAUAAGGCAAAUUCUGAGAAUACUGCGACUGGAGCUUCAUCUAGUACUCUGUCUUCUCGUGGUCAGAUUCUGGAUAAAGAUCCUAAUAAGGCUAUAGAGAAGAAGGUUCUGCAAGAAAAAAUAGAGAAUAGUAAUUUAAAGGAGAGUCAAGAAGUGGUUUCUGCGGUUCAGAAGACGAAGAAAGCUGUCUUGAGUGAGAUUGCAGAGAAUAACAGUGGUUUAAAGAAAUCCGUAGGAGAAGCUACUCAGAAGAAAACUACAGAAGGGAGAGGCGUAAAGCUAGAAACUAAGGAGAAGGUUGUUGCCAAAGAGAGUCCUGAAGAAAAAGGCCAGAGGCGAGAAUUAGCAAAGGAGAAAGCUGUUGCUAAGGAAAUUGUGGAAGGGAAGGCUUUGGUUGGUAUAGCUGAGAAGGUGAAUAUAUGGAACUCAGAGGAGAAAAUGAAUAGGAGAAAAGGGGUGGAGAAAGGUAAAUUUGAAGGCAAAGUUAAUACAGAGAGAAUUGAGAAAAAUGAUGUAUUGGAAGAAGCUACAAGAAGAAUCAUUAAUGUCGAAAGUGCGGAAAGAAGCAUUACUGCUACUUCAAAAGAAACAAUGAUACCGCGGUUUGAGUUUGCAGCGAAAGUAGUAAGAAGAAAGGAAAAGGAAGAUUCUGUUUCUCUGGAAUCUAAGUCCAAAGAAAUUGAAGAUAGAAACAUUAAACCCCAAGAAGAUAAUUGUUUGCGUAAACCGGGAUCAGAGGAAACAUUUUUGCGGGAAACAAUGACAAAGAGUGAUUUAAAGAAACCUAUUGAGAAAGAAAUUGGAGACGGAAGAGGCGAUAGGCGAGAAAUGGAGCAAAGUGUAGAAGGAAACACUUUGAUGGGGAUAGCUGAGAAGGUGAAUCUGUGGAACUCCAAGGAGAAAAGGAAUAGGAGAAAAGUUAUGGAGAAAGGUAAAGGUAAAGGUAAAAUCGAAGGCAAAGGGAAUACUGAGACAAAUGAAGUGUUGCAAGAAGCUUCAAGAAGAAUCAGUAAUGUCGAAACUGCAGAGAGAAGCAUUGCUACUUCAAAGCAAACGGUGGAGAAGAAAGUUAUUGGCAACAAAGAAAUGAUGGAUAAUAGAGAGAGUAGUGGAGAAGUAACUACAAAGAAAGAUUUGGAUUCUGUAGAAGCUAAGUCCAAAAAGAUUACUGAGGAUAAAAAUAUAAAUCCACAAGCUGUGAGUCAUGUCUCUAGAGAGAGGGAUAUAAAGAAGAAUCCUUCACAACGCAGUGAAGAAACUUCAAUUCCGCGAAACUCAGAACCUAAGUCCACUAAAGAGAUUGAGGGAAAGAAUUCUCAAGAACUUUCACAAGAAGGAGAAUCAAAGGGUCAUGGCUAUAGAGAGAGGGAUAGAGAGAAAAACUCUUCACAACAAGGUGAAAAAUUGUUGAUUCUUCGAAACUUGGAAGCUAAAGAGAUUGAUGGAAACAAGUAUGAAGAAGUUACACAAGAAGAAGUAUCUAUUAGAGAAGGCUCUAAAGAGAGGCCUAAAGGGAAUAAUUCUUCACAACAGGAUGAAGAUAUGUCUAUUCUUCUGAAUCCAAAUGUCGAAAACAGCGUAAAAGAAUUAGAAGAUGAAGAAAACAAGAUGGUAGAACGCGAGGAAAAGGGAGAUAACAUCAAAGAAGCAGCAGUAGAGUUUGUAAAUGAUUGGGAUGAAAACGAAAUGGGAGAAGAAGAGGAAUAUGAAGAUUACGAUCUUUACAUUGGAGAUAAUAUGGAUGACUGGAUUCAUGAUAUAUCGCGGCCUCGAAGUUACUGGGAAGAUCUAAGGAAAGAAAGGUAUCUUGAGGUUCUCAACACUGAAUCAGAUAAAAAAGAUAUUUGCAAUCUCAUUCAAAGACGAACAGUUUCCGACUUUUUGACGAGUGAUUUGCGACAAAAGAUCGAUAAUUUGAUGAUCAGUCGCGUGCAAAAUCACAUACGCGUACCAAUCAAUCAAGUAAAAAAAGAAGACGAAGAUGAAGAUGAAGGCGAAGAAGAAGAGUGGGUAGCUGAGUGUUCAGCAAGGAACCAAGAAGAUAAUGAAACAGAGGAAGAACCAGAGAAGGCAAAUCUUGAAGCUGCAAGUGACGUGUGCAGUCAAUCAUCAGUAAGGAGUAGUACCAUGAUGUCAUGGAGUUUUAGGGAUCAAGACAUUGACAAAGAGCACGAACCGGCCACUACUUUGUCUCUUCCUGAAUCUUCAGCCCCCACAAACCAAUCUGAAACGCAGACGAUAAGUGAACUAAGGAGUCAAAUGGAGCAACUUCAACGAGAAAUGCUCGAGCUACGAAGUUCAGUUAAAUCUUGCAUCGAUAUGCAACUUCAUUUCCAGAAAUCUGUAACUCAAGAUCUUUCUCGUUCAGGCUCAUUGGUUGAAGAAGGAGUAGACUCAAAGAAAGAUCCUUUGAAACGCAAGUGUUGCAUUUGCUCUGAGAUGCCUGUUGACUCGCUCUUGUAUAGGUGCGGACAUAUGUGUACGUGUCUGAAGUGUGCUCACGAAUUGCAAUGGAGCAGUAAGAAAUGUCCGAUCUGUAUGGCUCCAAUCGUCGACGUUGUGAGAGCUUUUCUUGACUCUUAGGAUUUGAAGAAACCAAGACAAAUACUAUUAGUUUCUCCAAUUAAUUUGAAAUUUGACGCAUCUGAAUAUGUAUAGUGUUUGCCAUAUUGAGAUCGUUUAAAAGCAGUUCUGUUCCGAUACAAA
Messenger RNA from Capsella rubella, 4035 nucleotides. RefSeq lists its product as uncharacterized. Bases 241 to 3912 code for a protein of 1223 amino acids. The transcript has 7 exons. Lineage: Eukaryota; Viridiplantae; Streptophyta; Magnoliopsida; Brassicales; Brassicaceae. The record is from RefSeq and is a predicted model, not a curated record.